CUCAUCUCAUAUUUUGUCCACCCAAAGGGUCCAAAACCUCUCUCUCUUUCUAUCCCAUUGCUUAGCGGGUUCUGUUUUUUCUCGCCUCCUCCUUUUCUCGAGAAAGAGCCAGGCAAAUUUUCUCAGAAAGUAUAGAAAAAGUUUUAAAGGCCUGGCCUGCUUGGAGGAAGUGAGAGGUGUUUUUCCUUUCAUUUUCCCGGAAUUUCCGGGCCUGUCCUUUGAUUUUUUUUGCCAUAUUUUUCACAUAGAUCGGAAUCUUCACCCAUAUAUAGAGACUUGUGGGUUGAAUCGCUUGAAGCCUUUGUAGCUUUCUCUUCCCUUUUGGGGUAUCGGCAUUUUUUCAAACAGAUCUGCCAAUGAGUGUGUGACGGAUUGUUGGUGCUGAAGAUUUCUCGGAAUUCUUUAAUUCGUAUUUUUUACAAGCAAAUUCAUUUUGGCCCUAAUGCAAGGGCAAAGGGGUAGUGUUGGUUCCUUGCCAGAAACUCUUGACUUCGACCUUGGAACUCCAUCAAAUAACGCAACCAUGGACCAGCAGAUUUGCUGGAAUAGCAUGCGAAAUCCUGCAGAGAACCGUAUGCCGGACUAUUUGAUAGCACCAAGUGAUAUGAACAUUGCCCUUGUCAAUUCCAGGAGCCGCGAACGACCGAACUUGAGCAGGUGGUGCUUAAACGAAGCUAGUUCUAGCAACACACAUGGUGAAGCGAGUCAAGAUGAGCGGAAAACAGAACUGGGGUGGCCAUCAUCUUCAGGUCCGAGAUUAGAAGAGCAGCGUCAUGAACCAGCUAAUAACAGUUCAGCUGACAAUAAUGCGAACCUUAUGUUCGUGCAAAGUUCCAAUCAUCCCGACGCAAUUUCGUCGAGUCUUAACUUAGGUUUUGUGGGUCGUAGCAGUGUCAAUACUAAUAAUAAUAAUAGCCAAAUUAUGGAAUUCCCUAAUUCAUCAUACAAGUUUGGUGGAUCAGAAAAUGAGCAGAGUCGGUCUGUAAGUGUUUCUGAUCCGUUUCUGCUUCCUUCGGGGAGUGCUGGGUUUAUGGUUGGUGAGAACGAUGGCAGACAGGAGGGUCGUCGGAUGUCUUGUAAAAGAAAGGCUAUUGAGGGAAAUGUUGGGCCAUCUUCUUCAAGUGGAAGUUGUAGCUACUUUCAGCAUACAGAAAGCAGUGCAAGGCCAGGACUUUCUGCUCAGAAUAACGCAGGAAGUAGUCUUAGCAUGUAUCCUUCAUUGGAACAAGGGAACCCAAGACUUGAACUAGGUGGAAUAUCAAUAACUUCUGAUAGACCGGAAAGCUCUCAUAGAAACUUCCGUUUGAGGACCAAUCCCUCAAACCAACAAAAUCCUGUUUCUCCUCCCAUAUUCUCAACAGGGAGGAAUGUUAGGCGUUCUAGUGUUAUGCCUCCCCAACCAUCGCCAAGUCCUCUUCAAGCUUCUCAUAGCCUAGACUUAAGGCCACCUUCUGCAGUAGAUAAUAUGCGUAACCAAAGUCAGCCUGCUAUGAUUGAUAAUUCUCUCCCUCAAAACGUACAACCAUUAAGAUGGAAUGGAGCUUCUACCUCAAGAAAUGGUGGUUCAUCAAGUGCUGUUGAUUUUGGAGAAAGAGAUGUCCUACCACGGGAGGAUUUAAGCUCUAGAAGCUUUCCCAGAAACAUAUUGGACCACCCCAUAUUUGUACCCGCAACAGAAUUGAGAAAUGUGGUUCGACAUCCAUCAAAUAGGAGUUUAGCUGGGGGAAGUACAAGUAUUCCGGGAAAUAGUGCUUCUACAUCCCGGGCUGGUUCAAGUUCCAAUGUCCAUCCAUCAUCUGCUCCCGUCUGGCCUCCCCAUCACAAUUCUCCUCAUUAUCCACGGAGAUUUUCCGAGUAUCUACGCCGUUCUUUGUUUUCUUCUGUUGGAGCUGAAUCUGGCGGGCAGAGUGGUAGCUAUUUGCCACUGCGUCCUGGCCUGCCCGGUUCCUCACAGGAGAUGUUGCUUCCGACUGGAGCUGGUAACCAGGGUCACCAUCUACCACACCCACGGUCGGCAUCAUGGAUGGAGAGACACAGCAAUAAUGGACUGGGAAUUCAAUACUCACUACGAUCUCUUGGUGCUGCUGGUGAAGGAAGUAGCAGGCUUGUGUCUGAGCAGAUUCGCAAUGUCCUUGGUCUCAUGCGAAGGGGGGAGAAUCUGCGAUUUGAGGAUGUUAUGAUUCUUGAUCCCUCAGUAUUUGUUGGGGUGGCUGAUAUCCAUGAUCGGCACAGGGAUAUGCGACUCGAUGUCGAUAACAUGUCUUAUGAGGAGUUGCUGGCACUUGAAGAGCGCAUUGGAAAUGUGAGCACUGGACUAAGCGAAGAAAUGAUAUUAAAGUGUUUGAAGCAGAAGAAGUACACCGCAGCAGGAAAAUUUCAAUCGGAGAAUGAACCUUGUUCCAUUUGUCAGGAGGAGUAUAAUGAAGGUGAAAAUGUCGGAAGGCUGGAUUGUGGCCAUGACUUCCACAGGGACUGCAUAAAACAAUGGUUGACACAAAAGAAUCUGUGCCCAAUUUGUAAAACGACAGCCCUGCAAACUUGAGGGGACAAAAUAUUUUCUCAGGCUUUGUCCCCAAAAUUAGUCCCUUUGCUUCGCCUUCAACCUUAGUCCAUGAGACGAUGACACACCACAAGGCCAAGAGUCAUCGGGAUCCACAUUUUUACUUAAUUUUGUCUUUUAAAGCCCAUUGUUUGAGGCCCCCAAAAUUGAGGAAAGCAAACUAGAAACGACUUUUCAUUUAUUAUUUAUGAAUGACUUGGUUUAUGAUUAUCUUUAA
Messenger RNA from Morus notabilis, 2777 nucleotides. Its product is annotated as probable E3 ubiquitin-protein ligase RHG1A. NCBI's taxonomy places the organism in Eukaryota, Viridiplantae, Streptophyta, Magnoliopsida, Rosales, Moraceae. Gene Ontology annotation, molecular function: ubiquitin protein ligase activity. The transcript is spliced from 7 exons. The coding region runs from base 443 to 2542 and encodes 699 amino acids. The record is from RefSeq and is a predicted model, not a curated record.